AUGAAUAUCCCCGACGCCCAUCUCUACGACCUCCCCAGCUGGUCCUUUGUCGACCCGUUCGACGACCAGGCCUUUCGCCUGCACGCCAGCGCCAACACCAACACCCACACCACCGCCUCCGACGGACAGCUCCUCUCCACGAUGCCCAUGAGCCCGUUUGGCCUGUCCAGCUGGGACCAGCUGGACAUGCACCUGGCGCACGAGCUGGGCGACGACCGCGACGCCAACCCCAACCCCGCCAAGUCGGGUUACACAUACAAUUACCCGGACCGAGCAGCGAGAUUCCCCGACGCCAAAAACCUGCUCACACCCGAGGAUCUCGCCACCGUCGAUCUCGACGACCUGCUGCGCUCGACCUCGCAGCUGGCCACCGAGCGCGCCCUCUACAUGACCGUCGGCAGUCCUACGUCCAUGUCCCUGCCCAUGCUGGACGCCUGCAGCUCGCCCGGCAGCAGCCAUCUCUCGUCCGGCGCCAGCGACGCCGAGGCCGAGGCCGACGCAGACUGGGAGCGCGACCUCGUCUACCGUCUCCCGGAUCCUGCCGCCUCCACCGCCGCCGCUCCCUUUCACCCGGCGCCGUUGUUCUACCCCCAGGACCUGCCGCAGGAGGUGUAUGCGACGCCAGAAUGCAGCGGCCUGACCCCGCUCGAAAUGCCCGACGGUAGCACGCGCUUCACCUCCAACUGGCUGCCGGUGGAUCCCGAGGGCGGCUUCACCAUCCACGCCGCGGCUACGGCGACAACGCCGUUUUCGCCCUGUCCGCUGGAGUAUCCGGAUUCGAUGCCGGAGGCGUUUAUUUCUGUGGGACGGCGGGUGGACUCGACGGCGGGUUGA
This is a messenger RNA of Aspergillus terreus NIH2624, 834 nucleotides long. RefSeq lists its product as uncharacterized. Lineage: Eukaryota; Fungi; Ascomycota; Eurotiomycetes; Eurotiales; Aspergillaceae. The transcript has 2 exons. Bases 1 to 834 code for a protein of 277 amino acids. The record is from RefSeq and is a predicted model, not a curated record.